AUGGCAGCCAGAUCUUAUGAAGCUGGUUUUAGAAAAUACUAUGGUGACAGAGUGACCAACAUCUCAGAUGACACAUCAGAUGAAGAAAUUAGACAAGUUUAUGACCACUGGGCUAGAGAUUAUGACAAGGUGAUUAAAAUGUAUCAAAUCAAGUCCAGAGACUAUACUGGAUCAACAAGGUUUCUUUCAUCAUCCUCCCCACCCCCAACUCCCUUUCAAGAGUUGGAGGAUAUAAUUUGAUGUUACCAGUUUUUUUUAAAAAUUGAAUGUAUCUUAAACCUGUUUCACACUGAAUCCUUUUAUUUAAUAAAGAAACUGUAGGUUUUUAAACUCCUUAUUUGAUCUCCUUUUGUUACUAUCCUUUGUGUGAACAUGUGCACCUUGAUGCACUCCAUCAUUUUUGUCAUAAAAUUUUACAUGUGCAUUGUUGAGGUAGAGAUGGAGGGGACAAAUCCUGUUGUCCCAUUCAAAAUUUUCUGGGAGCGACAAGUUUCAUGUUACAUUAGUUUGAUUUGUAUUAAUUAGAUGUAACAAUACAAGGUUUUUUUGUAAUUUCCAUAUUACUUCCAAUUACUGAUUUCAAUUUGAGAGUAAGGUAUAUAAGUUGGUCACAAAUUUAAGAUAAUUCACCUUAAAAAGUGACUGUAAACUUUUUAAGUGAUUAUAAGGGCUAGAAAUCUAAACCCAAGGACAUUAUGCUCCUGCAUGCUUCUAAACAAUUUCCAUGCCCUGUCCUGGAGGCUUGAACUAUAAUAUGUUUCAUUCUUUUGAGAGGGGAGGGUGAUAGCAGAUAAAGUCUUACCCUGAAAUAGCAGUAGCUGAUUCAGAUCUUCAACAUUCAGUAUGGGAGGCAGGGGAGGGAGUUGCUUGCUCAUCCCGAGUCAUCCCAGGAUCAGAUUAAAGCCUAGCAUAAAAAAUAACUCUUUUUGACGCCUUCAGGCUUCAGUUUAGGUAAAAAAAAAAUGGUCGGGCCUUAUCCUUGGACCCCCUUCCCUAUAUCUGCCACUGCUGUAUGUGUUAUUUUAGUAAAAUCCAGCUAGUGGUCUAUUAUCAAUGCUCCGUUCUGAUUGGUUGAGCUACGACUAGGCUAUAUUUUAUAGCCCACUAGUAGCGAAAAGCUCCAGCUUUCAAUGGCGGCUGAAUCGCUUUUGGUAGCUUAAGUUGUUUUGUCUCGAUAUUUUUGACCAGCUAGUUGGAUUUUACUAAAACAAUUCUUAUUCCUGUUGCCCUCAUUGCCUCUGAGUCAAUAGCCCAUUUGGACUUGAGGAAUAAUUGUUAAAUAUUCUUGACUUACACCAUUGGAAAUUAAGUCCUAUACAUGUAUUGAUAUCGGACUUAAUAAGCUGUAUUGAAUUAAACACAAAAAUAAGUGGCCCAUCUGUUGUUUGCGUUUAUCUCUGUCCCUUAGAAUGUUGUUGAGGCAGCACGUGGUGUUUAUCACAAGCCACUUGCUGAAUGUCUGGAGGGAGUUCUCACAGAAAAUUUUCCCGAAAAAGCAAAAGAUGACCUUAAAAUCAUUGACGUGGGAGCUGGGACAGGAUUAAUAGGAAUAGAACUUCAAAAACUUGGUUACAGUAAUCUCCACGCGCUGGAUAUUUCACCUGAAAUGUUAAAAGAAGCAAAGAAACGGAACAUUUACAAGAGGUUUUUUUGUGUCGGAUUAAGUGACCAACAGAUUACCGAAAUACAAACAGGAGAGUUUGAUGCCCUUAUAUGUGCUGGUACCCUCCUCACAGGGCAUAUCAGGGCAGCUGCUUUUGAAGAAAUGGUCAGGAUGGUGAAACAUGGUAUAAUAACUAAUCAUUGAUUGUUAUUGUUGUUGCAGUCACGGCCUCUGAUAGAGUGCAAAAAAUACUAGGAGAUUAAGGGGAAUCUUCUGGAGGUCACGUUACAUGGCAAAAAGGUCUAUUAUAUUAAAAAAAAAAGAGUUUUCCGACCUCAACACGGCCUGGUUUCCCCGCGAAAUGACGUUCGAGGAACGAGCGCAGAAAUUCCAUACUGAUGACAACUGAUAACACGUCUAGCCUUUUGUACAUUAUGCUAGCAUUUUUUCGAGCAUUUUAGUGAGGCAAAAGCAUUGAGCAUUAUUCGAGCAUUUUAGUGGCAUUUUCCCCGGAAAAUUAGUUUUCCGAGAAAAUAAAAUAGAAAUUAACUUUUUUCAGGAGCCCAUGCCCCACGAGCUCCUGCGUUUUUAAAGAAAAUGAAGAGUAAAACUCAAAAUUCACAAAAAACCUAAUACAGCUGUUUUUUUGGCUGUAUUUAUGAACUUGUACACGUUGUAGUUGUUACUUGCAACACUUGCACGUUUUUGUAAGUGUAAACUUUGAAAUUAAUUUAAAAAACCGUUUGUAUAAUGAACAUUAUCCGAGCAUUUUAGUGACUUUUUUGGGGAGACCGAGCAUUUUAGUGCGAAAAAUGGAGCAUUAAGGUGGAGCAUUUUAGUGGGGAAGCAAAAGCAUAAUGUACAAAAGCGUAAACACGUCUCCAUAGCUAUCCAGAUCUCGGUAGAACUUCUGAUUAAACCAAGCAAAUUUUUAACCAAUCACAAACAGUACCCAUAUCUGGGUAGUGACGCGUCAUCAGUAUGGAAUUUCUGCAGUCGUUCCUCAAACGUUAUAUCACGCGGAGUAAUGGCGUCGUGAAAUGUCGGCAGCUUUCUCAGGCUAGAUAAUCAGAAGCCCGCUGUUGUUGUUGCUUUGUUUAUUUUUGUUCUUAUCAUGCUCACGAAAUGAAGACUUAUACAAAUACUUCAUUUUAAUUGUUUGUAGGUGGUGUAAUCUGCUUCAACAUCCGGGAUAAUCAGCUGGUUGACUAUCAAGCAAAAAUACGGGAACUUGAAAAAGCGGCAAGAUGGGAAAUGAUCACUGAGAACGUAGUGUCUUUUUUCGAAAGUGAGGAAAUGCCCAGAGAAACUUACGCUCUCUUGUUUAGAGUUUUAAGGAAAUAA
Molecule: messenger RNA, 2947 nt
Organism: Porites evermanni
Lineage: Eukaryota; Metazoa; Cnidaria; Anthozoa; Scleractinia; Poritidae
Source: the annotation of a GenBank genome assembly